AUAUCAGUUAUACUUCUGGGUUACUUGUUCUGGAUAUUAGUUAUAUUUCAUGUUCACUCGUUCUGGAUAUCAGUUAUACUUCUGGGUUACUUGAUCUGGAUAUCAGUUAUAUUUCUUUUUCACUCGUUCUGGAUAUCAGUCAUACUUCUAGGUUACUUGUUCUGGAUAUCAGUUAUACUUUUGGGUUACUUGUUCUGGAUAUUAGUUAUAUUUCAUGUUCACUCGUUCUGGAUAUCAGUUAUACUUCUGGGUUACUUGUUCUAUAUAUCAGUUAUAUUUCAUGUUCACUCGUUCUGGAUAUCAGUCAUACUUCUGGGUUUCUUGAUCUGGAUAUCAGUUAUAUUUCAUUUUCACUCGUUCUGGAUAUCAGUCAUACUUCUAGGUUACUUGUUCUGGAUAUAA
This is a messenger RNA of Lottia gigantea (owl limpet), 402 nucleotides long. RefSeq lists its product as hypothetical. The record is from RefSeq and is a predicted model, not a curated record. The annotation marks the transcript as partial. NCBI's taxonomy places the organism in Eukaryota, Metazoa, Mollusca, Gastropoda, Lottiidae. The transcript has a single exon.